Molecule: messenger RNA, 2797 nt
Organism: Cercocebus atys (sooty mangabey)
Lineage: Eukaryota; Metazoa; Chordata; Mammalia; Primates; Cercopithecidae
Gene: GJD4
Product: gap junction protein, delta 4, 40.1kDa
Exons: 2
Coding region: 1371-2483 (370 amino acids)
Biological process (GO): cell communication
Cellular component (GO): connexin complex
Source: RefSeq, a predicted model, not a curated record
AAACCACUGUUCCUUUCAAGGGGGUCAAAACGUUUUCCAUGGAUGGGAGCUUGUCAUGUGAGUAAAGAUGAAAGUAGCUUUGUUGCACUCUUCUGGGAAUCUUUCUAGGGAUAUUACUAAAGUCAAGAAUAGAUCAGAAAUGAAGAAAAGAUGGGGAUAUAAAGAAUAGCUUUCAUGGAAAAUUGAAAUCAUUCCUUUUCAAGUUUACAAUUUCCACCCUGAUCAUAGCUCCCCAACCCUGCAGGAUGGGUUCUUCCCAGAUAUGAAGGUGGCUGCGGCGAUAGGAUUUUGAUGCAACUGUGAUUGAUGUCAGCAGGUCCAGACCAUGAUAGUUCAUGACAAAUUUAACAGACAUUUAUUAAGUAGAUUCAAUGGGAACAGCUCCAGGCUAGAUGGGGCUGGGUGAUACAAAGGGAAGAUGUAAUCUGUGAAGGUCGUAGGGGCCAGUGAGGGAUUGAAAUACCAUGGAUAUGGGUUGUCAUACACCCACUUCACACCAGUUGCUCUUAUUCUAUGCCAUCAUUUCACAGAAACCUCCCACAAAUGCCGAGUGGAAUGGCAUGAUUCUCCUUAUUGCAAGAUGAGACUGUCUGGAAGGAUCCAGUGACUUCCCCAGUGAGUUGGGGACUGCCCCCAGCUUUGCACCCAGGCUUUUGUCUCUAAGGGAAGAGCUAUCACUCACUGCACAGGAAGCAGCAGGAGAAUAACCAAGUCACGGUCUAAAGUUGGGACACCCGACUGAGAUACAGAUUUCUGCCUGCACCCAUGAUACAGGAAUUCAGAAUAAGGGUGAGAUCCUUGUGGGCUCGUGUGAUGGUGGCAUGGCGAUUCAUGCUUGAUUGAGAAGACAAAACAUGAACACUUCUUUAAGACAAAACAUGAACACUUUAAGGGCUUCUUGCACAAGUGAAGUGGUUGUGGAAAUGUUUUCAAGGAGCAAAUGCCUUUUUAAUAGAAAAAUUGACUUGACUAGUUAGCAGAAGUUUUUCUUUCUUGGGUUAAAAGUAGUUGCUGCUAUUAUAUCCUGAAGCAUCUGGCUGUCCUGAUGGGGACAUAUGAGCGCUGCCACAGGCCUGGAAUAUCCCAGGCGGGUAAGAAUAGCCCACAAUAAGAGAUGACUGCUGCUUGCUCUGCUGGUCACUGCAGUUGUCAGGAAUGUUUUGCCUCAGAGGCUUAGGGCCGUCUCAACUUGGAGACAGAAAAACCCAUCUCCUACUCCUGGCUCAAAGCUUUGCUUUCUUAUCUCCAGCUCACACCUUUAAGUCUUUUGUAAUUAACGGACAUUUAUCCAGGCGAGGAUUUUUCCACCUCCUUGGAGAACACGCCCUGCAGUGUCUCCUGCAGCCUGGAGCCUGUGACAUUCUGGAAGCAUGGAAGGCGUGGACUUGCUAGGGUUUCUCAUCAUCACACUAAAUUGCAACGUGACCAUGGUGGGAAAGCUCUGGUUCGUCCUCACGAUGCUGCUACGGAUGCUGGUGAUCGUCUUGGCGGGGCGCCCCGUCUACCAGGACGAGCAGGAGAGAUUUGUCUGCAACACGCUGCAGCCGGGAUGCGCCAACGUUUGCUAUGACGUCUUCUCCCCCGUGUCUCACCUGCGGUUCUGGCUGAUCCAGGGCGUGUGCGUCCUCCUCCCCUCCGCUGUCUUCAGCGUCUAUGUCCUGCACCGAGGAGCCACGCUAGCCGCGCUAGGCCCCCGCCGCUGCCCCGAACCCCAGGACACGGCCUCUGGGCAGAGACGCUGCCCGGGGUCCUGCAGGGAGCGCGGUGGCCUCGAGGUGCCCGACUUCUCGGCCGGCUACAUCAUCCACCUCCUCCUCCGGACCCUGCUGGAGGCAGCCUUCGGGGCCUUGAACUACCUUCUCUUUGGGUUCCUGGCCCCAAAUAAGUUCCCUUGCACGCGUCCUCCGUGCACGGGCGUGGUGGACUGCUACGUGUCGCGGCCCACGGAGAAGUCCCUGCUGAUGCUGUUCCUCUGGGCGGUCAGCGCACUGUCUUUCCUGCUGGGCCUCGCAGACCUGGUCUGCAGCCUGCGGCGGCGGAUGCGCAGGAGGCCCGGACCCCCGACGAGCCCCUCCAUCCGGAAGCAGGGCGGAGCCCCUGGCCACCCCGAGGGACGCCCGACGGACAAGGAGGGUGGGCGGGAGCAAGAGGGGGCGCCUGCGCCCCGGGUUGCACGCGCCGGAGGGGAGGGGGCCGGCAGCCCCAGGGUUACAUCCAGGGUGUCAGGGCACACGAAGAUUCCGGUUGAGGAUGAAAGUGAGGUGACAUCCUCCGCCAGCGAAAAGUUGGGCAGGCAGCCCCGAGGCAGGCCCUACCGAGAGGCCGCCCAGGACCCGAGGGGCUCAGGGUCCGAGGAGCAGCCCUCAGCAGCCCCCAGCCACCUAGCGGCGCACCCUUCCUGCAGCCGCCUGCAGCCCCCUGACCCGCCUGCCAGCUCCGUGGGUGCUCCCCACCUGAGAGCCAGGAAGUCUGAGUGGGUGUGAAAAAAACAGCACCUGGCCAUGCCCCGGGGCUCACGCCUGUAAUCCCGACACUUUGGGAGGCCCAAGCAGGAGGAUCGCUUGAGAAUGUAUCUCCUUGCCCAGGAGUUUGAGACCAGCCUGGGCAACAUAGUGAGACCCUCGUCUCUACAAAAUAUCUAAAAAUUAGCUGGGCACAGUGGCUCCCGCCUGUAGUCCCAGCUACUUGGAGGGCUGAGGUGGGAGGACCAUUUGAGCCUGGGAGAUUGAGGCUGCAGUGAGCCAAGAUCAUGGCAUGGCACUGCACUGCAGCCUGGGGAACAGAGUGAUACUCUGUC